AUGGCUCCCUUGAAGGCGACCUUGGAGAAUGGAGAACGCUUGAGCUCCGAGAGCAAGGAUAGUGAUUCCCGGCAGCGAUGGCUGUUUGUUACCGGGUUUCCUGUCAUUUCGGGCACGCUAUGUGUCAUGGCGAUGAUGUUUAACAUCUGUGCCCUUUCAAGUGGGUGGCAGCAGCCCGUCAUUAUAGAUGACAAGAGAUAUUCUCUCCCAAGCUGGACAGUCGCUCUGCAAGCUAUAUCGCUCGCUAUUGCAGUUUCUGUUUACAUUGUCUACCUGCUGCUGAUGCAACUACACGAUAAACCGGUCACCGUCUUUUGGAUCAACGUGCUGGGCUGGUUGAUGGCUGCCACCAUUUUGUUCAGCGUUGUUGGGGUCGCUGUACAACGACACCACAGCCUACCACUACACAUACGGGGGGAGUAUACCCAGGCUUUCUAUUAUGGUGUCUUCUCCGCUGGGCUAUAUGUAUUUGUGGCCCUUUUGAUGGCCCUAUACGUGCUCGGGGCACUCCAAAUACAGCUCAGUCGCCGAAAUCGCCGCCAGGUACAACGGAUGAACGUUUUGCUGCGGGCACUCUGGCUGGCAAUCGUGCUACUCGUUGGCGCGGCUAUAUACCGCGCUGUAGAGGGAUGGUCCUUGCUAGAUGCACUGUACUUUGCAGACUUUACCAUUCUCACUAUCGGCAUUGGCAAUCCUGCCCCUGCCACACAUCUUGGCCGUAGCCUAUUGUUUCCCUACGCCACCACUGGAAUAAUUGCGCUAGCUUUGAUGGUCAGCGCUGUGAUAUCCUUCACCCACGACAUGCGUGACAUGAAACUGCGCCUCCAGAUGGCCCAGAUGCGCGACCGCUGGAAGGAAAACGCACCAUAUGACGGGCAAGAGUUACCUCUUCCCCGGGGCGCGCAGGUGCGCGAGUUACAUCACAUCAAAGCAAAAUUCCACAGUACAAUGCAUCGAAGGGAGCUUGUAUUCUUCCUGGUAGCCUGGUUGGUCCUUUGGUUUAUCAGUGCAGCUGUUUUCCGUGUGUCAGAAAAGCAGCAGGGCUGGUCUUACUUUGUUGCGCUCUAUUUCACUUACACCUCACUCACUACCAUUGGCUACGGGGACUUCUAUCCCACCAGCAGCCUUGGAAAGGUCUUUUUUGUAUUCUGGUCGUUGCUGGCUCUGCCUAUCCUCACCAACCUUGUCACUGCUAUGGGUGAGUUCUUCCAUCAAGUUCUGGUUUUCUGCUCCGCCACUCUUUGGAAACACGGUGUUGCAGUCGCCCAUGCGGUGCACAAGAAUUGCAUUGUAUCCCGCAGAGGGAAAAACCAAUGCAACCGUCGACCAAAUUCACUGGAUGUCUCAUCGAGCCCAUCGCUACCAGGCCCCGAGCUGGAAAGUACGGCACCCUCCGCGUUUCAUUCUGUGCAACAAGACGGGUUAUCGCAGAGCCUGCUUCGUCUCCUAAUCGUCGAGGAAAUGGACUGGCUGACUACAAUUCUUCGAGAUGGGUUGCAUUGUGAAGACCUCGGGGUUGCCUGGGCCCGGAUAGUCCCGCUGCUGCAUUCAGGGGAGCAGGACUUCGGCCCGCUUGAACCCCUGUGGCUCACCGCGUCAUCACCACCAUCAAAUCAUCACGAACAGAUGGCGAGGCUGCUGGAUCUUCAUCACCGGGGCCAAGACAGAAAUACCGAGAUUGUGUGGAUGCUAACCUUUCUAAUCCAUAAGCUGCGUGCUGAUUUGGGGGCCGAUGGAUAG
Messenger RNA from Penicillium verhagenii, 1740 nucleotides. RefSeq names its product potassium channel family protein. The coding region runs from base 1 to 1740 and encodes 579 amino acids. Lineage: Eukaryota; Fungi; Ascomycota; Eurotiomycetes; Eurotiales; Aspergillaceae. Gene Ontology annotation, biological process: potassium ion transmembrane transport; stabilization of membrane potential. Gene Ontology annotation, cellular component: membrane. Gene Ontology annotation, molecular function: potassium ion leak channel activity. The record is from RefSeq and is a predicted model, not a curated record. The transcript has 3 exons.